Messenger RNA from Haplochromis burtoni (Burton's mouthbrooder), 3254 nucleotides. Its product is annotated as tripartite motif-containing protein 16. The transcript is spliced from 3 exons. The coding region runs from base 1000 to 2628 and encodes 542 amino acids. The record is from RefSeq and is a predicted model, not a curated record. NCBI's taxonomy places the organism in Eukaryota, Metazoa, Chordata, Actinopteri, Cichliformes, Cichlidae. Gene Ontology annotation, molecular function: zinc ion binding; protein binding.
UUUUUUUUUUUUCCUCCGGAAUUUUUUUUUCUCCCAUGUCCCCUGGGGGGCUCCGUAGUUUAUGAAUAUGGAGGCAGUAAAAGUGCAGCAAUAAUCUACUUUAAAUAAACUUUGUUUGAAUGAAACAGCAGAGUGAGCUGAGUCUAAAGGACCGUCAGAGUUUAGUCCAUAUACCAGUACUUCCAGUAUGACUUGUUUCUCCUUCGUGUUGCUCUUCUUCCUUUUUCCAUGGUCUAUUGUUCAAACGUGCAGGUCUGAGUCAGGCAGAGAAAGUGAAACAAUCAGACAUGUGUCACUUCCUGUUGGUGGCAGUGAGGAGUUUUCUUCAGUCGUUCUGCGUGCAGCAUUGAAGGUUCUUUAACAGAGUUUGAUCAGGUUCACCGUCAGACUGAAGCUGCUCGUCUUCCUGGACUCAAGUUAAACCGUCUCUUCUUUAACUCAGCGUCUCGUCUCCUGACGAGUCUGAACACCGAAGCAGGUUUGAUCCUGUCAGAGACGUCUCUGUUAUCUGAUGAAACUCCAUUUCCCAGCAGCCCUGGUUCAGAGCGUGUCCUGGAGCUGCAGUGACCUCAGUGAACAGGACCACAGGAAGGCUGUAGAUCACUUUAUGCUCCCCACCUGCAAAAAGUAGAGACGAGACUCUGAGGCCCCCAAAGUGAAGCCACUUGGCUCCACCCAGAAUCUCUGUUCAUUAAAGUUAUGAACAGGAUCAGGGACGAAGGCUUUGUGGAGUCCAUCCACCAGAAAAACCAGGUCUGACAUUGAUGCAGACAGUGCUCUCAAACUGGUUGCACUGGGACUGAAUGGCUCGUAAUAAUGGGCCAGGCAGCCCCUCCUGAAGCACCUCCCGCAGGCUGCUCCUACUAUCACGAAACCUCACAGUCACACUGACUAUAAACUGGACGUCAGCCUCUGACUGAAGAGCAUCACUGCAUCACAUCCAGGAUCACACAGACCUACACCCUUCAGACCAUCUUUGUUUGCUGUGAAGAAGUGAACAUGGCUCAGCGAGGACUUCAGCUGGAUCAUGAGAGGUUCUGCUGUCCGGUCUGUCUGGAUCUGCUGGAGGAUCCAGCCACUCUGCCCUGUGGGCACAGUUACUGCAUGUGCUGUAUUAAGAAACACUGGGAUGAAGAGAGUGAGGGAGGAAUCCCCAGCUGUCCUCAGUGCAGACAGACCUUCAUACCCAAACUAGUCCUGGGGAAAAACACCAUGUUAGCAGACUUAGUGGAGGAGCUGAAGAAGACCGGACUCCAGGCUGCUCCUCAUCCUCAGCACUAUGCUGGACCUGGAGAUGUGGCCUGUGAUGUGUGCAGUGGGAGGAAGCUGAAAGCCUCCAGGUCCUGUCUGCAGUGUGUGGCCUCCUACUGUGAGCUCCACCUCCGGCCUCACCACGAAGCCCCCAUUUUUCACAAACACCAGCUGGUGGAGGCCUCAGCAGAGCUCCAGGAGAUCAUCUGCUCCGUUCACAGCAAAGUGAAGGAGGUGUUCUGUCGCAGCGAUCAGCAGCGCAUCUGUCUCCUCUGUGCUAUGGAUGCACACCGAGGCCACGACACAGUGUCAGCUGCAGCAGAGAGGACCGAGAGGCAGAGCGAGCUCGGGCCGAUGAGGCUCGACAUCCAGCGGAGGAUCCAGGACGCACAGAGAGACGUGGAGCUGCUUCAGCAGCAGGUGGAGGCCAUCGAUUGCUCUGCCGACGAAGCCCUGAAGGACAGUCGGACCCGGUUGAGCCAGCUGCUCCGACUGGUGGAGGAAGAAAGCUGCGAGGUGCAGCAGCAGAUCAGAUCCCAGCAGCAAACUGAAGUGAGUCGAGUCAAAGAGCUGGAGAAGAAGCUGCAGCAGGAGAUCGGUGAGCUGAGGAGGAGAGAUGUGGAGCUGGAGCAGCUCUCACGCACAGAGGAGCACAGCCAGUUUCUCCUCAGGCACUCCUCGCUGUCAGCCCUCAGUGAACCCACACGCUCAGCCAGCAUCAGUGUCCGUCCUCCCUGCUGUUUCCUGGAGGUGACGGCAGCUGUUUCUGAGCUCGCAGACAAAAUCCAAAGCAUCCUGCGUCAGGACCACACCCAGAUCUCAGCCGGGACCAGAGCAGAGUUACUCCGAGACUCCCGGCUCCUCGGUGUGGAUCCAAACACAGUGAGCGUGGGGCUGAAGAUCACAGAGGGGAACAGGAAGCUAACGUUUGUGGGUAGAAAACAGUCCUACCCUCAUCAUCGUCACAGAUUCACCGACAGCUUCCAGGCUUUGAGCACACAGAGUAUGACCGUUCGCUCUUACUGGGAGGUGAAGUGGAGCGGGGCCAUUUCAGUGGCGGUCGCAUACGGGAGCGUGAGCCGAACAGGAAGUGACAGCAGUUUUGGAGAUGACCACAAGUCCUGGGCGUUGUACUGUGACAGGAACGGUUACAAAGCGAGACAUGACGGAGUAAGCGCGUUCCUGUCGGGGCCUCCGUCCUCCGUGGUCGGAGUGCACCUGGAUCACGGUGCAGGUGUCCUGUCCUUCUACAGCGUCUGUGACACCGUCACCCUCCUCCACAGAGUCCAGACCACGUUCACGGAGCCCCUACACGCUGGACUCUGUGUGUGCUUGGGAUCCACUGCUGAGCUGCUCCAGCCCAGUCAGAGCGAGUAGCAACACCUGCUGAUGUUUGGGCGGGGCUACCUGUGAUUGUCAGGUGGUUAGCCAAUGAGUGUGUAGCAUUGUAGUUCUUAAUAAAGCAGUAAUCUGAUCUUCAGUGAAUCAGGUUUCCUCACAUGCUUUCAUGUCAGGAUGUUUCUGCUGUGUUCAUGCAUGAUGCACUUUCAUAUUUAGAGACGUGAAAACACAAGUUCCUCUCUGAGCAGAGGGUUAAUUCCACCUUAAAUUAACCCUCUGCUCCACCACGUGUGAUCUGCACAAUCAUUUGGUUUAAUGGUUGAACAGAUGUAAUGAAAUUUUAGACUUGAAAUACACUUUAAAGUCCAUCUACAGGAAUCUGAGGCUGUGCUUGAACAACAACAUCUCAAAAACCGAUGAAAUCUUGAUAUGUUCACUCGUCUUUCUUACCAUUAAGAUGAAUCAAGAUCUGUAAUUUAGGGCAGAUACAUUAAAAUAAGAUGGGUACUGGCUGUGUCUGUGAUGGUGCUCAGUUAUUCAGGUCAUGGUGAUCGAAGGAGCUCUGAAAGAAAAGCAUCUGGACUCUUUAAGUCUCUUGAAGACGUUUCAUCUGAGAAGCUUCUUCAGUUCUAAGAACAACUGGUGGAAAGUCCCAGAUUUAA